AACAAAUCUACAAACCUCCAAUAAAUCUACAAAUUGCAUAGAAAAUCAGCAACAUCAAGAUAUUUUCUCGCAUAAAUUGAAGCACGUCCCACGGUAUCGCACGGUAUACUUGAAUGAAAGGAAACGAUAGUUGAAUCGAAAUCAUUAAUCGUACUCCGUUCGCUUUCGCGAAGAAAGAAGAAUGUGAGAACACGUUCAUUUCCUCGAAUGUCAACAGCUUCUCGGGGCUCAUAUUUGUUCGCGUUGUUGCAUGUUGCUCGAUGCACGUCUGAUGCACCGCUGAUGCGCUUCUGAGUACACGAGGUAGAAAACGAACGUGACGACACGCCUCGCGAGACCACGUGCAUCAAGGGAUAACAAGAUCGUUCUUGUAACUAUCUAGGAACACGCUCGAUUGAUCGUGUACGGUCGGACAUACCUCAACGGCUAUUCUUAUAAAACUAUCGUCGACUGUUUUAUCUACGUUGUCUUUCUUCGAUUCGGUUAAAUUAAUUUACUUCGUGAUCAGACACUGUAGAGUUACGUUAAAGGACAGUUAUGUUCGAUCAGAUAUUGUAUAGUUACGUUAAAGGACAGUUAUGUUAAAGUUAUGUUAAAAGACAAGCAGGAGCUAUGUAUAUGUGUGAUCUUCAUAUGUGAGGAAUGUUGAAAAGAUUUUGGUACUUGAGGUCUGAGUAUUUAAGUAUGAGAAGCACCUAGAGACUUGAGUGUCUAAGAACCUUGAGUAUUUAAGGACCUGAGUAUCUAAGGAUCUAAGUAUCUUAAUGUCAGACGCACCUAAAGAGCUAAGUAUCUAAGAACCUGAGUAUUGAAGAACUUCAGUAUUUGAAGAUUUGACUGCCUACGAAGUUAAAUACUUAAAGAUCUGACCAUCCAAGAAACCAAUUAGCUGGAGAUUUAAGCAUCUAAGAAAUUAAAUGUGUAAAGAUCUGAAUACCUCAAGAUUCGUCUACCUAAGAAGCUAAAUACCUGAAGGUUUGACCAUCUAACAAGUUGAAUACUUAGAGAUCUGAAUAUCAGAAGAUUUGACCAUCUAACAAGCUAAAUAUUUAGAGAUCUGAAUAUCAGAAGAUUUGACUAUCUAACAAGCUAAAUACUUAAAGAUCUGAAUACCUGAAGGUUUCACCACCUCAGAAGGUAAAUACCUAAAGAUUUAACCACUUAAGAAGCUAAAUACCUAAACAUUUGACCACGUCAGAAGCUAAAUAUCUAAAGGUUUGACCACCUAAAAAGCUAAAUAUUUACAGAUCUGAUUACCUAAAGGUUUCACCAUUUAAGAGGCUGGGUACCUAAAGAUUUGAUUACCUGAGAAGCUGAAUAUUUAAAGAUUUGACCACCUAAGAAGCUGAAUAUUUGAAGAUCUGAAUAUCUAAAGAUUUGACCACCUAAGAAGCUAAAUAUCUGAAGAAUUGACUACCUAAAAAGCUAAAUUCCUACAGAUCUGAGAACCCAAAGAUUUGGAACCUAACCCAAGCUCAAGAUUACCUAAAGACCUCAGUCCAAGAGUACCUACGAAUCUGAGUAUCUAUGGAUCUAACUAUCUAAAGAUCAAAAGACUGUCUAAAAAUAUUAAUCUAUAAGUCUAAGCUUCAACCUAAAAUUGUUGAAUUUCAUAUCCGAGCUAUUAGCAACCUUACGACCUAGUUUCCAAUAGAACUCGAAGUCAGGAAAUUAUCUUUGAUCUGUCUCCAAUUUUUGUACUCAAACUUCAAUCCGCUAUCACAAAUGAUACCACUAAUUCACUCUAAAUCUAUGUAACACGGUUAUCGAGCAGUUGCAUCGAGCGAAACGUUACUUGUGCCGGUUACAUCAGGCAACGAAACAAAAGGUGUAUCGCGAGAGGAAUAUCAAUCCGACCCGUUGCAUAUGCAGCAGUAUUCAAUUAACGAAAGAAGAAGCUUAAUCCCCGUGCAAUUAGCAUCUAUUACUUGCCGAAACGUUUUACGAUCGAAUUAACGCAAAUCAAUCAUUUGCUUACGAACUCGAGUGUUCCGUUAAUCCGCGGGAAAUUAUAUGUCGUGAUAAACAGAUCAACACGAAUGCUGAGUGUAAUUACAGCGGUGUUUCUGCGUCGGGUUUGUGUGGCUCGAGUGGAAACGAUAAUUAGCGAUUGUCGGUUGUGUGCGUGAAUUGAUGGGAUUCGGAUGACGUUAACGGCAACGGGCAUCGACGUCAUGGCUUGUAUCAGAGCACCGAGAUCCGUUUGCGGAUCGAGUGACGACAUCAAAGCUGAUUCGACUCGGAAUGUCAUACAGAUCUACACGGAUUGGGCGAAUUAUUAUCUAGAAAGAGGUGGCUGUAAAAGAAGAGUGACGGAUCUUCAGACUGAUCUCUGCGACGGUGUUCUUCUAGCUGACCUAGUUGAGGCAGUCACCAACCAAAAGGUGAUCGACGUUAACAGGAAGCCGAGAAACGCUCAACAAAUGGUCGAGAACGUGAGCCUUUGCGUAGGGGCGCUCCGAGCUCUCGGGGCAGACGUGGGUUCCGUGAAUCCUGGGGAAUUGGCUGCAGGAUCAACCCUGUGGCCAGUCCUUGCCCUCCUUUUUGCCCUCUCACGAUACAAGCAGAGAGCCAAACAGCUUCAAGACAUGCCUAGAUUGCCGUCUCCAUACAAUAAGCAAUCGGCUGUCGGGGGUGCAGGUGGCGGUCCUGGGGGUGGAACGAGUAUACCCUUACCUGCCACCGUAGCAGCCACCAGAAGGUGCCCUCCGGAUAAAGUUAGACCUGCUCCAACACCAACGCAUCAAUCACAACUUGGUGGAUUGAAACACGGAAACGGUGGCAUCGGAAGUGCUAGCAGCUCCAGAAGCACAAGUCCAAGUCAACAGCAACCACCUCAAGGUGGACUCUCAUUCAUUCCUCAACCCAGAAAUCAAAAUUCAACCAACAGACAAACCGCAGCUACUACGCCGAGUCCUCGCACAUCAACGGUGGGCAAACCAACGGGCACGAGGGGCAGCCAGCAGUCUCCGUACGCCUCAUCAGGUCCGCCAACCCAACAGAACAAGAACUCCGUCCUGGACAAGUUCAAACUCUUCAACAACAAAGAAAAGAAUCAAGACCGCGGUAAAGCCUCAUCCGGAGUAUCGAAACGUACAUCGAGUUCCUCCGGUUUCUCCUCAGCGAGAUCAGAGCACUCCGACAGUUCAACAUCUCUAUGCGACCAGAGCAGGGUUCAGGUGGAGUCUCCGAAGAACCGUGCCCUGAAAUCGAAGCUGCAGUCCACGAAGCCGACCAAACAAGCCAGCCCGAAGACCGCCAGAAAGGAGCAGAGCAAAGGGCAAAGCAAGAUCGCCCGAACGAAAGGAGCGGCUGACAAAUUGCUGAGUUAUAAUCCACCUCUGGAAGAUGUCAAACUCAGCAGCAAGAUCGGUGGGGUGGGCACGAAGUUGGCUGCCGACAAGAAGUCCCCGAAUCUGCAGGAUCUGUUGAAGCAGCAGCCGGUCAGCCAGCUGCAGAAGCCGAAUCCUUCGAUGCUGGCUGGCAAGCAGAUCAAUGCGCAGGACGCGAAGAACAUCGCGAAGAACGAGGCUGUGAAGCAGCCACCCAGGCCGAAGAUGGAGUUGCCGAAGAUACCGGACGCUAAGAUACAGCUGCAGAGCGUGAAGGUGCCGCCUAACGGCCUGAACAAGGAUGUCCUGAUGCAGAAGGGGUUGAUGAGCAACUCCAACGGGAUGAUCAAGCAACCCGAUCAGGAGGAGACGCGUAUCGAGAAUAAUGACCACGCGCUGUCCAUGAUGAAUCAGGCUAAUUUGUCGGAGGAGAAGUCCGCGAUCGAGAGGCAGAAGGAGAUCGUCGAGAAUGUGGCGACGAACAAUCAUUCGGUGACGUUGGACAACGGUAGCCCGUCCAAACAACACGCGAGCUUGCCCACGAAAGCUAAAGCUCCGAAUGAAGAAGUGGAACGCGCGAACAGAAAGCAAACACCGCCCUCCUCCCCUCGUCACAACCCGGAAACAACGAUAGACGCGAAAAUGGCGACCAUUCAAGAAAACGGCUCGACUCAGCCGAACAAUGCGCCGUCUCAGGAACAGCUCUCGAAUGCGCUGAAUUUUGGCCAGAAUAAGCAGCAGCUUCCGGUUCUCGGCAGCCCGCUCCAGGGCUCCGCGCUGAACGCUUCCGGGAGCCCCGGCUCCAGCAUUCCGAAGCCCACGGCCUUGGUGAAAGGCACCUCGAAACCGCCGAAGGAAAACAGCAUAGCCGGCGUUGCGACGCCCACGAAAUUGAAGGCAGACGCUUUGCAUCGCAAACUCGACCCGAACACCGUUGCAAUGGUGUCACCUAUGCCGAGUAUUUCGGAUCUCAUGUCCGAGAGCUCGCACAGCAACUCGAACAGCACCGGACAGAGCAACUCCAGCGAUAGCAGCGUUAUUUAUAGGCCCAGCAGCGAGAGCGGGAGUGAGAUCAAGACAAUACCUAAUAGAAAAAUCGACACGACCUUCGAGCAGAUGGAGAAGCCUAUGUUGCAGGUACUGUCCGAAAGUUCGAGUUGCGGAGGGGGUUCAAUGGGGGACGACGAGGCAGAAAUGACGGUGAAACCCAUGCAACCCCUGCUCCGCGGUUACACGCCGGGCGCGAGAGCCCUGCAGACUUUGCCCAGCAGAACAACCGCUCGACAAUAUACGAUUCUUCAUUCUUCCUCUCAUCAUCAUGUCGGUCACGAUUACGCGGACAUCGACGUCGCCUCCGGUUAUCUCAGCGACGGAGAAGUUCUUCGCGGUGGUAUGACCGUCGGCAGCAGAACUUUGUCCGAUUUAUGCGACGGUUACAUGUCCGAGGGUGGUGCUUCCUUGUACGCUCGGAGAAUCAAUCCGUCUUAUGGCCACGAUCACGAGAGAUACGUGGGUGGCUCGAGGCGAGAGCUGUCGGGGGUGAAGGAACUGGUGACCUCGAGGAGGGUGCAGAAGAGACCCUCAGCUACCGUAGUAAGGUCGGAUGGAGGUUGCAUCGGGGGCAGUCCAGGAAGUGGCGGCAUCAUCGGGGGUGGUUUGCUAGGCGGUUGCAGCGGUGGCAACGACGCCUUGGCGGAGUUAACCAUCGAGGACCUGGCAUCUAUUCCCGCCGGAAAUCACACCUCCGCCAAUCACACGGGCCAUUCCUCUCAUCACAAGAGAGUGCCGGGUGGUGGCGGCGUGAUUGUGGGGGGUGGCAGUAGUUCGGCCACCCCCCAAGGUGGGCAACAGGGCAGCAACCUGGUGUACCGGGUGGUGAGCUCCAGGCAUCCUGGUGGUCAUCAUCCUCACGUGAAGAAGUCGGACAGCUCUCAGCAAACAGACAGCUCGGCGUUCAAGCACCAGCAGCAACAGCAAGGCUCGAACAGCUCGGGAAACAGUAGCUCGAAUAGCCAGCAAUGGAAGAAGUACAUCGAGGCUGGAGCUGCCAGGGAUCGGGAAAGAGACAAGGAGGGCGCACCCCCGAGUCCUAGUCCCUCCAGGCGAUCCCAGGAUAAACACCGUAAACAGGCCAUGGCUGAAUAUGCGAAUGGCGAGAAACCGCAAAAAAUUUCGUCGGGAACAUCGACCAGUGGCAGCAGCAAAGUCAGGGGUGUACCCCAAAGCUUCGGAUACGUUAAAAGACACAGUGCCGGCACUAGUCCCAGCCCUAAUGGGGUCCAGAAUGGGAAGGAUGCUACUCGAACUGCUCAAGUCAGCGCCGUUCCACGAACGAAGGUUAAGGUGUCUGGAGGAACUCAAACGUGUACCACGGAGCUGCAAGCUAAUUCUUCAGGAUCAAGUCAAGGACAUCACUACAAGAGUUACAGUCUCACAGGACCAAGUGCCAGUCAGCUUUCUCAGUCGGUUCGAGAUCGUCUUAUGCUCGGAUCGCAGAGUUUGCCGAAACCUGGCAGCCCAGAGUUUACGGCACUGUUUGCGUCCGCGCAUCAUCGAGAAAGAGGAUCCGGUGGUGGACCAACUGGCACGUCCUUUUCACCGAGAGUACUCAAACCUUCUGAUGGAAGCCUCAGCGAUACGUGCAGCAAUUAUGCGGCACCUGAUCUUCAAGGUUAUUACACGCCUAAUAGUCCGUACACCACGUCCUGGAUGAGACAUAGUAACACCUAUACACCUAGUGGACGCUCUCAAGGAAUGGGUUUGUGCGAAGCAGACAGCGUCGAAUCAUUAGGAUCGCAUCGAGCAAGUUUGACCCACGCCCGUUUACUGAUGCAUCAAAGAGACUCCACAGGAUCUCCAGCUCCACCCAGACUCAAUCGAAGUAACUCGAUCAGAUCCACGAAAAGCGAAAAAAUGUAUCCGUCGAUGUUAGCUAGAGGAAGCGGAGCUUCAUCUUCCGUUGGUGAGGAAGUCGGGGUCGGGAUAGGAAUGGGAGUGGGCGUUGAACCUUAUUACAGUGUUCCUGUAGGAUCUACCGGGUGUACAGGACAACACUGGUCUCAACCGACGUCCCCGACGCCUACACAUACCUCGCGGCAACCACCUAACCUUUAUCAACACGUGCACAAGGAUGAUGAUAUCCACGGUUCUUCUGUAUCUUUGGUAUCGACAGCGAGCAGUCUGUACAGUUCAGCCGAGGAGAAACAGGCACACGAGCUGAGAAAACUGCGACGAGAGUUAAUGGACGCUCAGGAAAAGGUCCACUCCUUGACCAGCCAACUAUCUACUAACGCGCACGUGGUGUCGGCUUUCGAGCAGUCGCUGUCUAACAUGACACAACGUUUGCAACAACUCACUGCAACUGCCGAAAAGAAAGAUUCCGAGCUGCAGGAGCUUCGAGAGACGAUCGAAAGGCUUCGAAAACAGAGCGCCGAAGCCGGCCUGAACAACGGACCGUCCGCGAACAACGGUCGCCGUCACACUCUCGGCGAUUCUGAUUCCGGGACCACCGGGUGCACCGGGAACAGCAAUCACCAGGGUGCUUCGAUGGCGAGGCAGUUGUCCGCGGAUAGUGUCACGUCGCUGAAUUCGUUGAGCAGCGCAUGUUCGGCGAGCAGCCACCAAAAGAAGAAGGGCUGGCUUCGUAGCUCUUUUUCGAAGGCUUUCUCGAGGUCGCGAAAGAACAGACACGGCUCCGUUUCCGAUGCUGAGGACUGCAAAGAAACCACCAGCGGAGAUCUCAGUGCACCCAACAGUCCCAGGUUACCCACCGCUGCCAAACACGACUCCGCCAAGGGACAGGGUACUAGAAGCAACGGGCAAAAGUCUCCGGAAGUCGAGAAUCCUCUGACUGGAAGCAAGAGCAGCUCUGCGUUGUACAAGAAAGAGGACGAGGAUGUUGUCGAGCUGAAGAAACAACUGAGGGAAAAGGAUCUUGUGUUGACCGACAUUAGGCUCGAAGCUCUUUCUUCGGCUCAUCAGUUGGAGUCCUUGAAGGACACCGUCAUCAAAAUGAGGAACGAGAUGCUCAAUCUGAAGCAGAACAACGAACGUCUGCAAAGACUAGUAACAUCAAAGUCUCUAACAUCCUCGCAGUCGUCGUUGCCCAGUGAUCCAGACAGACGUUUCAGCAUGACAGAAGUGGCUUCCACCGUCGCUGCACUCGCAAACGGCGACAGCAGUGGAACCACAGAUCAGUUGGAAGACUUGAACGUACCAGAACAUACAGUGGUGCCAUCAAACACCUCCACAGUCGGGGAGCCAACGUUGGAACAGGACACAGACGGGAAAAGGAUCAAUGUGGCCAUCUAUCUGGGCAGCGAGAAGAAUUUCAAUUACAACCUUGUGACUGGGAGUACUUCGGAUGGCAGCAUGGGUGAACCUCCUCACUGUGUGAUCGCGAACGUGUGCAUCAGCAAUAAAACAACGUGGGACUCGCUGGAUUCAACCGUGAGACGUUGUUUCAAGGAAUACGUUUCCAGAGUAGAUCCUGUGACGAAUUUGGGUCUGGGCGUUGAAUGCGUCUCCGCUUAUCACCUUGGCGAAGCUUCUAGAUGUACGACAGACUCUCAGCAUCCAGAAUUGCUUCCCUGCGGCUACCUGAUUGGCCACGUGAAGACUAUUUAUUUGGUGCUUUCCGGUUACUCGUGGCUCGCCGUGGACACUCUAAUACCGCGAUCCAUUGUGCAGCGAUUGAUAUCUCUGCUGACCGAGCAUCGUCGGGUUAUUCUAUGCGGACCGAGUGGCACCGGCAAGAGCUAUUUAGCCGGAAAAUUGGCUCAUGCCUUGGUAGAUGCAGAUAACGAUACGAAGGAUGCGACCGCGGUGGCUACAUUCAACGUCGAUCACAAAUCCAGCAAAGAACUCAGACAGUAUCUCGCGCACAUCGCUGAAAGAUGCGACUCCAACGCAGCCGAUGAACUACCCAGAGUGAUCAUUCUUGAAAAUCUCCAACACGCUGCGUCAUUAGGAGAGUUGUUCAGCGGCCUUCUCGGCACCAGACACUCGUCCUGUCCAGCCAUCAUCGGAACCAUGAGUCAGGCUACCUGUAGCACCACGAAUCUUCAGUUACAUCACAACUUUAGGUGGGUGCUGUGCGCCAAUCACAUGGAGCCAGUAAAAGGUUUCUUGGGCCGUUACCUCAGACGAAAACUAUUGGAGCAUGAGUUACGCGAAUGCGGCGGUACCAGGAACGCAGAAAUGGCAGCGGUGGUUGAAUGGUUACCACGGGUUUGGCUACAUCUCAACAAGUUCCUAGAAACGCAUAGCAGCUCCGACGUGACUAUAGGUCCACGGCUAUUUCUGUCCUGUCCGAUGGAAGUAACGGGUUCUCAAGUAUGGUUCACGGACCUGUGGAACUACUCCGUAAUACCAUAUCUGGUCGAAGCGGUUAGGGAAGGAUUAACACUUUACGGCAGACGUGUGAGUGGAAAUGGAAACGGCGACUCUUCCUGGGAAGAUCCAGCUCAAUUUAUCACUUCGAGCUAUCCGUGGAUUUCUACGCACGCGGUGCACGGCGGCAGUGAUGCUCUGCUUCGUUUACGGCCUGAAGACGUUGGUUAUGAUGUCGUUACUUCGGGACACACUUCCGGGGUCGGCGCAUCCAGCGUAAAAAGUCUCGGCAGCACGCACAGCGACACUGAAGGAGAUCCGCUGCUGAACAUGUUGAUGAGGUUACAGGAAGCAGCCAAUUAUUCGAGUCCUCACAGCAACGACAGUGACUCGAUUACCUCCCUUGACUCGUCGCACACUCGACACUCUGAAGAUUUGAGUUCAUCAACGUCUUCGUCGAGGGGCGUAGAAUCAGCGCUUUAAUUUGAUAGUUCUUACUGCCAGCGACGAGAGCAAGGCAGUACUUUUAAAGACGAUCAUGUGCAUCGGGCCAGUUUGUAACAAGCAGUUUCUCAAAAACGAUUUAUACUAUUCGAGACGUAAAAUGCGCAAAAAAGAGUGACACAAAAAAAAACGAAAAAAAAGCCAAAAGAAAUAAAAAGAAUCAAAAAUAAAUUUUGGAUAUCUUUAGGAUACAGAUCUUUCCUUUUUUUAACUUUUUACAAUGAAGUUACAUAUAUCAAACGAACGGCGAAUUAUGGAACUAUAAAAGCGAAAACCAAGAGGAGUUUUCGACAGUACGUGAUAUUAUUGAUGCUCUUUAUAAAAUACGUCCUUCUAUUUGCUCUUACGUAAGGUGCGGAGCGAUGUGCAUUACAAAUGAAAAAAAAAAGAAAAGAAUGAUAAAUGUCAAGAAUUUUUCGAAUGCCUACAACUGGCCUAUAUUUAUUCUAGAUUUUUUAUGUGCGUAAAGCACCUCGGUGUGAUAUGUAAUUAAAACUUAAGUAAGAGACGCAUGUCUUGGAACGUUUGGACGUAAACGUGUACAGCAACUAGUGUACGCGAUGCAAUAAUUCACGCUGCCGUUACGGAAGUACGAAUCUAUUUUAAACAGAUACAUUUCUACGAUCAAAUCAAGUACGAUUAAGAUGUAACUUGACGCGAAUCUUCUACUCGAGAAAUUUGGAUGGAAUAUACAGUAUUAUCGUGUAAGUCGUGUAAUACAACAAAAAAAAGAGGUCUUCGAACUGAGCCAUGAUUUUAGGGAUCGAGAAACCGUCAUUCCUCUCGUCCAUUAUCUUCAGGUAAUAGAGCUAAUCUUAAUCGAUAGACAGAUCUCAUGGACGGAACACGCUCAAACGAAGUGUAUUUGUCUCGCCUUUAGGAAUGCAGCGCAGUUCGAAGCGAAUACUGGAUGGUGUGCGUGCAAAAAUAGUCUAUUUAUACAUACUUUGCUACGAGAACUAUAUUUAAUUAAAAAAAAAUGUUAAUAUAAUAAUAAUAUAUACACGUACACACGGCGUACAUACACACAUACACACACGUACACAACUUAACAAUGACGGCGCUAAAUGUAUGUUACGGAUUAAAUUUAUAAUUAAGAUACGUGAGUAAUUCUGGUCAUGUAACAUUGUAAAUACGAGCGAGACAUUACGAUAGCACUAGAUGCAAAUCGGUUUGAGGUCUCAGUUGCUAGCCAGCGAGUUCUUUUUUUUUUUUAUAACGAUGUAAAGUGUAAAAAAAAACGAUAGAAGGCAAAGGAAUUGAUCCCUUAUGUGCAACAUGUCGGAGAGACAGAAAACAGGCUAUGCAGACUAUACAUAUUGUACAUGUUCAACAGGUUUUCAAACCGAUCCUCGAACUUCGAUCGGUGGUACGUGGUGAAUACGAGAUGUGCAUGUAACGUAAUAAUAAUUAUACAGUCGCAUUUACAGGUUUUUUACGUUUGUAACGUAUUUAUACGCUGUACGACGCUGCACUCGAACUUUAUUCAAAUAACAAUAAUUAUUGUGUCAUCAAAUAAAUCACACUAAAACUUUAAA
Molecule: messenger RNA, 10705 nt
Organism: Megachile rotundata (alfalfa leafcutting bee)
Lineage: Eukaryota; Metazoa; Arthropoda; Insecta; Hymenoptera; Megachilidae
Gene: sick
Product: sickie
Biological process (GO): nervous system development; neurogenesis
Molecular function (GO): protein binding; ATP hydrolysis activity
Source: RefSeq, a predicted model, not a curated record